UUUGAGGAGGUCUGGGCACCUCUAAAUGACACAAAUAGUCAGCCCAGCUCUAGCUCGAGUGUGAGUUGCCAAACGAUGGUCUCCACGACUGCCGCAUCGACUACAUUCACUCACAGCACUUCUACGGCAGCCUUUACUAAGGAACCUGGUGCAACGGCGAAUGCCAGCUCCAUGCUGGCUGGGCCGGACGCAGUUCCCGUCCUUUCUGGGCCUGUGCCCAGCCCCAUCGGCUCAGGACAGGCUGAGCUUGAGGUUGGUUCUCCGGCCCAACAUCAGCCUGACUCCACAACACAGGGCAUUCCUUUCACUUCCUCUUCCAGGCGACCAGGUUCUCACUCUCGGUCGCCUUCACCCAUUCCCUCAUCCGGUUUUGUCUCCACAUCUGGUCGAGGUUUAGCUGCCCUGACUCCGCCUUCGUGCGAUGCCUUGGUUCCGGGCCCAGCCUCUUCCGUGAACCAACCGACUCGAUGGGGACGUGGGUCUACAUUGCGCCCGCUUGCGGCGCCCCGAGGGCGUUUUCAACGAAACUCGCCUGCAGAUCAGGAGCCCCCAUCUCCGGCCGUUCCUGGUCUUCGUCAUGGAGAGUCAAUAGAUGAGCUUUGGCUUCCCUGCAAUUUGGGUGAUGUGUAA
Protopolystoma xenopodis is the source of this 630-nucleotide messenger RNA. The record is from the annotation of a GenBank genome assembly. NCBI's taxonomy places the organism in Eukaryota, Metazoa, Platyhelminthes, Monogenea, Polystomatidea, Polystomatidae.